This is a messenger RNA of Papilio machaon (common yellow swallowtail), 977 nucleotides long. Its product is annotated as NEDD8-conjugating enzyme UBE2F. The record is from RefSeq and is a predicted model, not a curated record. Lineage: Eukaryota; Metazoa; Arthropoda; Insecta; Lepidoptera; Papilionidae. Bases 140 to 694 code for a protein of 184 amino acids. The transcript has 3 exons.
CAAUAUUCAUCUUUGCCCCUGCGAUCUGCAUCAAAGGAAGGAUCUUUAAAUUUGCACAUAUUUUUUAUUUAAAAAUCUGUCCUCAUGUGCUAGUAAUAGGGUAAAUUGAUAUUGCAAUAACUUAGUCACUAGAAAUAAAAUGAUUACGCUUAAUAGGAAAUUUAAGAAAGAAAACCCUGAAAGCACGAAUGGUGUUACCGUAGAUGUACCCAAAAGGAUAUCGGUAAGAGAUAAAUUGCUAGUCAAGGAGGUGCAAGAAAUGAACGAGAAUCUUCCUACGACGUGCUCAGUGCAUUUUGAAGACCCGAACGUAUUGAGCGAGUUCAUUCUGACCGUGACCCCUGAUGAAGGCUACUGGCUGGGGGGCAUAUUUAAAUUCAGUGUUUUCGUCACCGAAGACUAUAACAUGGCGCCCCCUAAAGUGAAAUGUUUGACAAAGUUAUGGCAUCCCAACAUCAAUGUUGAUGGAGACAUUUGUCUUUCUCUGCUGAGGCAGACAUCUAUUGAUGAACAUGGCUGGGCACCUACAAGACGCCUAAAAGAUGUUGUGUGGGGUCUCAAUUCACUUUUCACAGAUCUCUUAAAUUUCGAAGAUCCACUCAACAUAGAGGCUGCAGAGUUGUACAAGCAGAAUAAGAAAGAAUUUCAAGUGAAAGUACAGGAGUACAUUGCAAUAUCGAAGGGGAAGAGAUGAGGAAUGCAUAACCAACAAUCACAUCCAACUAAGAAAUAGCGGAACUGAUGAUUAACGGUUAUUAUACAUUAUGAUAUAAUUAUUAACACUUUUAGUGCCACAGACACUAAGUUCUCUUUGGUAUGUAGAAAUCUUUGUGGCAUUGAAUGUGUUAAUUAAUUUUGUAACAUUAAUUGAUGUUUAGGUUUCAUUUAAAACCGGUACUGCGGUAUCCACUGCAUAUGUCAAAUGAACAAAAUUUCUUUUGUGUAAGUGAGUUUCUUUAUGCGUUAACUUGAAAAUU